AUGGCUUCUUCUUCACUUUUUCUUAUUUCCAUUGUCGGGUUUCUCCUUGUAUCGCAAUCGGAAGCCCUGAAAACACCAUUUUCCCCUCGUGACAUGCUUCCAUUACUACCAAGAAAGGUGUCAUUGCGGAUUCUGAACUAUUUCAACAGCGCUGCGGAUCUUCUUCCGUCUUUCGUCGGAGAUGUCUCAUCUCCUGACAGAUCUGUUCAGUGGCAAGGGGCUUGCUUCUAUAAAAACACUGCAUGGCUGGAGUUCCAUAACAAGUCUGGCUCUCAAUAUGGGGGUGGUACUCUUCAUAUAAAGGUUAGCAAUGCACAUAGUCCAACAUGUAUGGAUGUUUACAUAUUUGCAACUCCAUACAGAUGGACUUGGGAUCACUAUUUCUUUUCCAGAGAACAUACUCUAGACUUUCCACAAUGGCAAGGAAAAGAAGAAUAUGAAUAUGUUAAAAAGGCAGGUGUAUCGGUGUUCUUGAUGCAAGCUGGAGUAUGGAGAAGCAUAGAAGCAUUAUACAAUGUAUUGCCUUUGUUUGUUAACUCAGAAUGGGGAGAGCGAUCAAACAUAAAGUUUCUUGAGAAUGAAAUGGGUGCCACUUUCAAGCAACGAUCUCGUCCAUGGGCUACCAACAACAUUAAUCCUGAUGACAUCCAUUCUGGAGAUUUCUUAGCUCUUUCUAAAAUUCGUGGCCUUUCAGGUGCCUUUGAGACUUUAGAGAAAUGGGUUACUGGCUCUUAUGCUGGCCAUUCUGCUGUUUGUUUAAGAGAUUCUAAAGGCAACCUGUGGGUUGCUGAAUCUGGGCGUUCAAAUGGUGGAAUGGGUGGUGGUGAAAAUAUUGCUGUUUUACCAUGGGAUAAAUGGUGGGACUAUGAACUUAAUAAAGAUGAUUCAAACCCACAUAUUGCAUUGCUUCCAUUGCAUCCUGAUUUAAGGGCAAAGUUUAAUGAAACUGCUGCUUGGGAGUUUUUGAAAACUAUGGUUGGGAAACCUUAUGGUUAUCAUAACUUGAUUUUUAGUUGGAUUGAUACCACCCAUGGAAACUUUCCAUCUCCCUUGGAUGCUCAUAUGGUAGCAUCUGCUAUGACAAUAUGGAAUCAAAUGCAGCCAAGCUUUGCAGGAAAAUUGUGGAAUGAAGCUCUGAACAAACGACUUGGAACAAAGGGGCUUGAGCUUGCUGAGGUUCUAGUGGAAGUUGAAAAAAAAGGAUCAUCUUUUGGAGAACUACUGGCCAUUCCAGAACAAGAUGAAUGGACUUAUAGUGAUGGUAAAUCAGCAACAUGUGUCGCUUUAGUUGUUGAAAUCUACAAGGUUGCUGGUCUUUUUGGUCCACUUACUUCAUCAAUUCAAGCCACUGAAUUCACUGUAAAAGAUGCAUACACACUAAAGUUUUAUGAAGACAAUUUAAGUAGGCUUCCUAAGUGGUGUAAUGAUGGUGGUGAUAAUUACGAGAAUAAGCAACUUCCAUAUUGUCAAAUUCUGGGAAAUUAUAGAAUGGAAUUACCUGAUUAUAAUACCAUCCAUCCCUAUCAACAUAUGAAUGAAAAGUGUCCUUCUCUUCCAGAUUACGUCCAUCCAAAGGAUUGUUAGAAAAAAAAAUCUCUCUCUAUAAUUUUAUGUUUAUUUGAUCUUAAUAAUAAGCAGUCCAUCAAAUAAGAUCAAGGUUUGGUUGUAUCCA
Molecule: messenger RNA, 1672 nt
Organism: Cucumis melo (muskmelon)
Lineage: Eukaryota; Viridiplantae; Streptophyta; Magnoliopsida; Cucurbitales; Cucurbitaceae
Exons: 6
Coding region: 1-1584 (527 amino acids)
Source: RefSeq, a predicted model, not a curated record